Cetraspora pellucida is the source of this 239-nucleotide messenger RNA. The record is from the annotation of a GenBank genome assembly. Lineage: Eukaryota; Fungi; Glomeromycota; Glomeromycetes; Diversisporales; Gigasporaceae.
AAAAUUUUUAUUUUGAAGAAGUAGAGGAUUGGUCUUAUUCACCACCACAUUCAGUUGAAGCAAGAAAUACUUAUAAAGCUGAGAUCCUUAAAGAUGGACUGAACCUUCCCCCAAAUUAUUAUGAGGAUGAAAACUUUCCAUCAGUUCUACGCCAUGCUUAUGACGUACUAGCAUCGUUUAUAAAGGACAGAAGAAAUAUGUCUUCCAGACAACUAUGCGAAUAUUAUGCUAUUAAUAAU